Molecule: messenger RNA, 3498 nt
Organism: Manis pentadactyla (Chinese pangolin)
Lineage: Eukaryota; Metazoa; Chordata; Mammalia; Pholidota; Manidae
Product: conserved oligomeric Golgi complex subunit 2-like
Exons: 4
Coding region: 475-972 (165 amino acids)
Biological process (GO): Golgi organization; protein transport; intra-Golgi vesicle-mediated transport
Cellular component (GO): membrane; COG complex
Source: RefSeq, a predicted model, not a curated record
GCCAAUUCGGGAGCGGCUCCGCGGAGCAGGUAGCCAUUGGGCGCGCUCGCAGAAAGCGUACCUCCGGCGACUGCGUAGUAGCUGCAGUCGCCGCAGCCUCCAUAUUGAAGAGUCAGUAGGUUCGCGAGCGCCGCCAGAAGGAGCUGCUCUUGCGGCUCAUUCCGGGCUCCGGUCCGCUGUCCUUGUCCGUGCGCCCCCGGCCCUCCGUCCUGUCCGCGCAGCGAGCCCGGCGGAGCCCAGAUGGUGGACCCGCGCUGUGCUCGGCUGCGCCUUCCUCCCGGAGCGGAGGCGCCGGCGGCACCGACCUCGCCCGCUGGGCCCCCGGCGCCGCACUCGCCGCUUCGCGGCUCUCCCGCGGCGGGCGGAGGGCGGCGAUCGACCCGGACUUAGAGCCGCCGACCAUGCCGGACCUGCGCCCGUCCAGCCCUGCCGCCUCCAGCCUGGCGCCGUCGCGCGGCGCGACCAAGAACCCCGAUGUGGCCGCGGGCCUGGCUUGGGCCUCGGCAGCCGCCGCGGGACAACCGCGCAGGAGCAGCUCAUCGGCCGCAGCGCGUGGGGCCGCCUGUCCCCCGCCGACGGCUUCGCCAAGGCCUCCGAGAUCCCGGCCGGGAAGCGGCUCCCGCCGCCGCGGAGGUGCGGCGGAGCGUCCAGAGCGGGCCCCGCUUCAGGGGUGAAGGCGACAGCGACGGCUCUGUGGACCAGAAGGAAGAUUUCGAUGUGGAUCAUUUUGUAUCUGGCGGCAGGAAGCACGUCCAGCUGGAGGAACUGAGAGACGACCUGGAACUCGACGAUGAGCUUCUUAAGACCGCCAUGGUCGGACUCAUCAACAAGGACUAUGCAGAUUUUGUUAACCUUUCAACAAACUUGGUCGGCAUGGACAAAGCCCUCAACCAGCUCCCUGCGCCUCUGGGACAGUUACGAGAAGAGGUUCUGAUGUGUGUAUUGAGGCUUAUCCAAGUUAUUCUCACUUAAGAAUAUUGAAAAAAUCUUAAAUUCUCAAAGGUCUAGGGAAACAUCUGCCCUAGAAGUAAGCAGGUCAGUAUUGUUUACUAAAUUAAUACUUCACACCAAGGCUAAAAAAAUGUUUUUUAAUUAGAACUUAUUUCUGAAAAAGAGGAAAAUCCAAGCCUAAGGCUUAGUGUUUUUGAACAAAGCUCAGGGAAGUGGAGUGCGUGAAGCGGUGAUGCUAGAACACGGUGUUACAGAGCUUUCAGUCACAGGCCACUGUCCCAGCACGUCACCUUCAGGGUGCCCGCUGUGAGGAUUCCUCUCUGGACUUACCUUCCGUGAGGACUACAAAAUCCUUGUUGGUUUUCAAGGAGCAGAAGAGCAUUCAUCUUGCUCAGAUUUUGUGGAUUUGCACAGAGUAUCACCGCUGAUGUGUCUUGUGCAAGCACUAUACCUAUAAGAAAUAGUAUAGGAGACAUUUAGUUGAAAUCAAGAAACAGGAAAGAAAAAGCUUGUACAGUAAGAAAAUGGCAACCAUUUCCUUUGUUAUACUGGGACUCCAACUACCUGCCUAGUCUGAACUUCAUAUCAGCUAGCUGGGUGAGCAGAUGAGAUCAGUGUGUGGUACAGUGGGAAAAGCAUGGGUCUGUACUGCAUGUACCAGCUGGGCAGCCCGCAUCGAGGGACUUCAGCUCCCGGUGUCAUUUGGAAUGGAAGGCUAGUGAUGACCCCGCUCGGUUGUCUGACAGUCAGUAGGGUCCUGUCAGCUGGUGCCUGGCACACAGUAGGCCCUCGUCAUGUCUCACUUGGGUCUGUCGUAAAGUCUCGUUGACAGCCGCACCAUUUCUCCAUGAGUAGUCGUGAAUAAUCUGCUGCAAAACCAGCUGAAGCCCAGAGUCAAAGUAGUUCCAACUCUGGGUCAUGCUAUAGAGGCAUCCUGGGUUUCUUAAUUUUAGGAAUUAAAAUUUCAAUUUGGAAGGGACCUUAGAGACACUAUGCUCCAUGUCCCAUUGUUACAUAGAUUACAAAAUGAGACGUUCAGAGAGGAAGUCUUUCUUGGGGCCUAGGUCGCUGCUUCCUUUCAUAGUCAAGAUGGGUGAAUGGUCAGCAGCUGCCUUGUUUGCUUCCUCAGGCCCCUGCGUGUGUGCUUCGGCCCUUUCUACCUCCUUAGUCAUUGCUUAUCACAUCUCCAUGAAUGUCCAUCCUGACCAGUCCCAUGUAGCCCAUUUGUCGUGAACUGCUCUGCGUCUCUGGUGUGCUCAGAAGUACUGACAGCCCCACCAGCUGCGCCCUCUCAGCGUCCGUGGCACCUGCCUCCCGGCUUCCUUUCCAUCCUGCCCGGUCCUCCUCUGCUCCUUUGACAGAAAUACCUGUGAUCACUGUACCUUUGCAGCGUUCCAUCUUUAACACAAUAAACAUGAUACUCUACCUUGCUCAGAAUCACCUUUGAGGAUCUUUUCCUUAACUCAGAUCAGCAUCUUUGAGCUGUGGAGAAGGGAAAACCGGGACAGUGUGAGUGGUUAGUACAUCAUGCUCGUUAGGGCAAAAAAUGUUUAGGUGAUUUAUGAAGAACAAACGUACACUAGGUCAUUCAGGAAAGCGUUAUGAGUUAACCUUUUGCGUUGGUCACACUGGGCAAUUACUGUCCCUCUGACCUAAUUUGGAGGCUACAAAUACUGGGCUGGGUGGAUCACUGAUGGUCAGUGGUGGCAUUUCACAUUUUCUCAUGAUGUGGAUUUCUCCCCUCCCUAACUGAUUGGUCAUGAACAGGUACAGGAUGCCUCAGGAAAGCCCAGCAGAUGCUUCAAUGCCUUUGUAUUUUUCUUCUUUUGCUACUUCCUUUUGGGUGGAAUUGAUGCUAUCUACUGUGUUUUAGGGGGAAAAAGCAUUUAUUACACCUUACGGCAGAUACACAAUGAACGUCCUCUGUCUGGGACCCAGAAUAUAGAGACUGACUGCUCUUUUAUUUGGUAAAUGUAAAUUUCAAGUUAAGCUGUUCUGCAAUAUUUUGUUUAUUGCUGUUAGAGGGACAGUUUUACUUUAUUGAGAAAAAAGCAUUUGGUGUCUUAGACAAAAGGAGAAUGAGACAGGUCGAGAAAAGAAGAGGGCUCGGGUGUGAAUAAUAGGAUAGGGCAAGGGAGAGAGGAAAGGGAAGCUGACGAUGAAGGCGGUCGUGGGCAGCGGAGCCUAGGAAUGGCUGUGGGGACCUGUGGCUGUGCCCGCCCUGACCUCUUGCAGCCCCCAGGUCUCACCUGAGCAGCAGCAGGGCUUGCGGACUCAGCUGCCACCCCCGGGCACCUGGAGCGGUCGGUGCCUAUGGCCCACAGUGGGAACUGGAGGCAUGAAAGGCGUGUUAGCUUUCCCCUGAAGACGAGGGGGCCCUGGAAAAACCCUCUCUGGAGAAAGUCACAACACGGCAGGUGCUGGAACACCACCAUGGCUAAUUGUGUGAUGUGUUCUCUCGAAAAUGAAAACACUUAAUUUUUCUAAAGUGUUUCUUUAAUUUCUAUAUUCUAAACUCCUAUAUAACUAAAUUUCUAUAAUUGUCUC